CUAAGUAGUGAUUCUUUUUUUACUUCUCUACUGUUUUGUUCAUUCGACCAACACACAUGGCUUUCACAUUGCUGAGUGUAGAUGAUUUUUUGGGCAUGAAAUUUGAGCACAACAUGAGUGAAUGGACUAUUUGUUGGCUGUGUCCGAAGUUGCAGGGUUAAAAUCCAUGUUCGGAGAGGAAGACAACUUAAUCGCUAGCAAGACAAAGUGUUCUGUAUCAAGAAAGAAGAAAGAAUCACUCAGAAUAUUGAGUCCAUCUUGUCAUCAUUCCCAGCAGUUCUUGAUCGUCAAGAUAAACCAAUUCUUGAUUUCGUCAUCCCAAAGGCGAAACGAUCAAUGCCAAAAGUACGGCCAAGAAAAGUUACUAAACAAUUCUUAUGCAAUACUGGCGAAUUGAUGAUCAAGAAAGCUGUGGAAAAUAAUUCUGAAGAACAAAAACACAGAGUUAAGGCUGAUGAUGAAAGGAAAAACAGUGUGUUCAAAUUCAAUUGGGGUCCUGGUUUACGCGAUCUAGAAUUCUUCCAUCACAAAAAUCACAACAAGUAUGAAGAGGGAGAAAAUAGUGUAAAGGCCCCUGAUGAUAGGGAAAACAAAGUGUCUAAACUCACUUGGAGGUUUACUGCUAAUUUUGCAUUUGGAAAUCCAAAAAGACGAAAAAGAUUAGCCAACGACGUCCCACUUGGUUUCAACAAUCAAGAACAGUACUUAUUGAAAGAAAAAUUGGUUGGAAAAUCAGGAAAGCAUGAAGAGGAUGUCAAAGAAGAGGCUACAAGACAAAAGAAGAAGGCGAAGAGGAACAUUAUUGGUAGAGCUGAAGCCCCUCUUAUUAUCAACGACAAACAAAGAGAAUUGCCUAUUGAAUUCAAGAAUGUGAUUACUGAGAUUGGGGGUUCACUUGAAUCACUUAAAUUGGUCAUUGCGAAAAGACUAUUCCAGACUGAUGUUAAACGAGCAGAGGGAAGGCUUUCAAUCCCACUAAAUCAGAUACGUAAGUUUCUUGAGCCAGGAGAUCAUUUUCUUAGUCCAGAUGAAGAUGCACGUUUGGAUACUCGCAAUGGGAACAAAAUGUUUACGAUGAGAGUAACGUUGAUUGAGCCUUCUCGUCGAAUAUGUAAAAUCAAUCUCAGAAAAUGGCAUAUGAACAAAAAUAAUGGGAAAAGAAAUUCAAGUUAUGUGUUGGUUACAGACUGGAAUGAGGUGACAAAAAGGAACGCUUUGAAAAUUGGUACUCUGGUGCAAUUGUGGUCAUUUAGGAUGGGUCCUGACUUGUGUUUUGCACUGGUUAAACCUCAAGAUUGAAGUUAAGUUAAGUAGUAUAUAUUAGUAUUAAGCAUAUUUUCUAUUCAUUCUUUACUUUGCAACAGAAUUUACAUGUUUAAUCUU
This is a messenger RNA of Lycium ferocissimum, 1383 nucleotides long. RefSeq names its product B3 domain-containing protein At1g05920-like. Bases 337 to 1299 code for a protein of 320 amino acids. The record is from RefSeq and is a predicted model, not a curated record. NCBI's taxonomy places the organism in Eukaryota, Viridiplantae, Streptophyta, Magnoliopsida, Solanales, Solanaceae. The transcript has a single exon. Gene Ontology annotation, molecular function: DNA binding.